Hippopotamus amphibius kiboko is the source of this 1017-nucleotide messenger RNA. Its product is annotated as pregnancy-associated glycoprotein 2-like. The record is from RefSeq and is a predicted model, not a curated record. The transcript is spliced from 9 exons. Gene Ontology annotation, biological process: proteolysis. Lineage: Eukaryota; Metazoa; Chordata; Mammalia; Artiodactyla; Hippopotamidae. The coding region runs from base 1 to 1017 and encodes 338 amino acids. Gene Ontology annotation, molecular function: aspartic-type endopeptidase activity.
AUGGACCACAGCUACCACAAAGGAAGACUCAAGUGGAUACCAGUGUCCCAAACCCACUACUGGCAGGUGAACGUGAACAGAGUGAUUACCAUCAUCCAGAACGUCAUCAAUGCCAAGCCUUUUGAUCAACAGUACCUGGUUCCAUGUAGCACCAUCAACAGCCUACCUAGUAUUAUCUUCACCAUCAAUGGCAAUAAAUACCCAGUGCCUGCUCAAGCCUACAUCUGGAAGGAACCCAUGGACUGUUCCUGUGAGGAGGUGCUCCUCUGCAAGCCAAGCCACACCACUGCCUAUACUGCUGAGCCCAUGAGGCUGGGCCACUGUACACACAAUCUCUUCAACCCUCAGUUGUCCACCACCCUCCGGUUCUCAGGCCAGUCCUUCAACCUGGGAUAUGGCGCUGGGAGGAUUGUUGGAAUUACUGCCUAUAACAUCGUUUGGAUCAUGAACCUUAUCAACCUGGGCCAGGCAUUUGUCCUGAGCCAGAAACAGAAUGGGUUGGUUGAUGCAAUCUUUGAUGGUGUCCUGGGCCUGGGCCACCCCAGCCUCACUGCCAAAAGGAUCAUUCCCGUUUCUGACAACCUGAAGACACGAGGUGUCAUUUCUAAGCCUGUUUUUGCCUUCUACUUAAGCACGAAGAAGGAGAAUGGCAGCAUGGUGAUGUUUGGUGAGGUGGACCACAGCUACCACCAAGGAGAGCCCAAGUGGAUAUUAGUGUCCCGAACCAACUACUGGCAGAUAACCACGAACCGCAUCACCAUGGUUGGGGUGAUUCUUGGUUGUUCCCGGAGCUGCCAGGCCAUUAUGGAUACUGGGACUGCAUUGCUGCUUGGCCCAACUAGAGUGAUCACCAUGAUCCAGAACCUCACCAAAGACAGGCCUUUUGAUCAACAGUACCUGGUUCCAUGUAGCGACAUCAAUAGCCUGCUUAGUAUCAUCUUCACUGUCAAUGGCAACGAAUACCCAGUGCCCACUCAAGCUACAUCCAGAAGGUUAGGGGCCAACCCAGGGGGCUAA